Pyricularia pennisetigena is the source of this 2307-nucleotide messenger RNA. RefSeq lists its product as uncharacterized. Gene Ontology annotation, molecular function: nucleic acid binding; 3'-5'-RNA exonuclease activity; magnesium ion binding. Bases 1 to 2307 code for a protein of 768 amino acids. Lineage: Eukaryota; Fungi; Ascomycota; Sordariomycetes; Magnaporthales; Pyriculariaceae. The transcript is spliced from 6 exons. The record is from RefSeq and is a predicted model, not a curated record. Gene Ontology annotation, cellular component: cytosol. Gene Ontology annotation, biological process: carbohydrate metabolic process.
AUGGUUAACUUGCAGCAACAAAGCUUCUUUGCAAAAAUUCUUGGCAACCUUUUCAGAACCCCCCUCACCGAAAAUUUAGCUGCACGCAAACUUGCGCCCAAGAUGGCAGGCAAGGACAGCCCUCUAGUAUGGAUUGACUGCGAGAUGACGGGUCUCAACCCGGACUCGGAGGAGAUUAUUGAAAUAUUCUGCCUCGUCACAGACGGUGACCUGAACCUCAAGGACGAAGAGGGCUGGGGAACGGUGGUGCACCAGACACAGGAACGGAUGGACAAGAUGGACGAGUGGUGCACUAAGCAGCACGGCGGCAGCGGGCUCACGGCGCGGGUUGUGGGCUCGACCACGACGCCCGAGCAGGCUGCCGACGGCCUGCUUGCCUACAUCAAAAAACACGUACCGAACGCCGGGGUGGCACUCCUGGCUGGCAGUAGCGUCCAUCACGACCGGGCGUUCCUGCGACGGGCGCCGUACAACCGCGUGACCGACCACCUGCACUACAGGAUCCUGGAUGUCAGUUCCAUCAAGGAGGCGGCCAAGAGGUGGGCGCCCAAGGUUGCCAAGAAGGUGCCGACGAAGAAGGGGACACAUCUCGCUAGAGAUGACAUUUUAGAGAGCAUCGAGGAGGCCAAGUAUUACCGGGAGGGGCUGUUUGCAAAGGCUUUGCAGGUGGAUGAGUUGGAAAAGAAAAUUGCAGACUCGGGUCUUCGCAAGAAGGUCACAGUAUUCCAGCAGCCUCACUACAGCGAGUCCUUUGUGACGAGCAUUCUCCUCUCCAUCCCUGAAGGAGCCGAUGGUGCCUUUUUGGUCAUUGGCGGUGACGGCCGCUACUACAACCCCGAGGUCAUCCAGCUCAUUGCCAAGAUCGGACUCGCAUAUGGCGUCAAGAAGCUCUUGAUCGGACAGAACGGCAUCCUUUCUACACCUGCUGCCAGCCAUGUCAUUCGCAAGAGGAAGGCCACUGGUGGUAUCCUGCUCACGGCUAGCCACAACCCUGGUGGCCCCAAGAACGACUUUGGAAUCAAGUACAACCUUGCCAAUGGUGGCCCGGCCCCUGAGUCCGUCACCAACAAGAUUUUCGAGACCACAAAGACUCUCACCUCGUACAAGAUUGCCUCCAUCCCGGACAUUGACAUCAGCAACAUCGGAACCAAGACCUAUGAAGGUCUUGAGGUUGAGGUUGUCGACAGCACCGAAGACUACACAGCCAUGCUCAAGGACAUUUUUGACUUUGACCUGAUCAAGAAGUUCUUUGCGAGCAACCCCGACUUCAAGGUACUUUUCGACGGUCUCUCUGGCGUCACCGGUCCGUACGGCAAGGCCAUCUUCCAGCAGGAGCUUGGGCUUGGAGCCGACAGCACUCAGAACUGCGAGCCUAGCCCGGACUUCAACAAUGGCCACCCCGACCCGAACUUGGUGUACGCCAAGUCGCUUGUCGACGUGGUUGAGGAGAAGAAGAUUCCCUUUGGUGCAGCUUCAGACGGCGAUGGUGACCGCAACAUGAUCUACGGCGCGGGCGCCUUCGUCUCACCCGGCGACAGCUUGGCCAUCAUUGCGCACCACGCAAAGCUGAUUCCUUACUUCAAGAAGAAUGGCGUCUAUGGUCUGGCACGCAGCAUGCCGACCAGCGGCGCGGUCGACCUGGUCGCCAAGAAACAGGGUCUCAACUGCUACGAGGUGCCGACGGGCUGGAAGUUCUUCUGCGCGCUCUUCGACGCCGACAAGCUGUCCAUCUGCGGUGAGGAGUCUUUCGGUACUGGAAGCAACCACAUCCGCGAGAAGGACGGUCUUUGGGCCAUCGUGGCCUGGCUCAACAUCAUUGCCGGUCUGGGCGUUGAGCACCCGGAUGUCACCCCCAGCAUCAAGCAGAUCCAGCUCGACUUCUGGAAGGAGUACGGCCGCACAUUCUUCACACGCUACGACUACGAGGAUGUCGACUCGGAGGGUGCAAACAAGCUCGUGAAGGCACUGCAGGAGAAGAUGGCCGACCCGAGCUUUGUCGGCAGCAAGAUUGGAGAGCGUACUGUCACGGAGGCGGGCGACUUUUCAUACACGGACCUAGAUGGCUCCGUGUCCAAGAACCAGGGCCUGUACGUGCGCUUCUCGUCGGGUAGUCGCAUUGUCGUCAGGCUGUCGGGUACAGGUUCCAGCGGCGCGACCAUCCGGCUGUAUAUUGAGCAGUACAGCGACGAUGCUUCGACGUAUGAGAAGGACGCGCAGGACUUCCUUGGUCCCGAGAUCAAGUUUGCGACUGAGCUUCUCCAGUUCAAGGAGUUUGUUGGCCGGGACGAGCCUGAUGUCAAGACUUAA